This is a messenger RNA of Colletotrichum spaethianum, 693 nucleotides long. Its product is annotated as putative protein transport protein Sec61 subunit gamma. Lineage: Eukaryota; Fungi; Ascomycota; Sordariomycetes; Glomerellales; Glomerellaceae. Bases 1 to 693 code for a protein of 230 amino acids. The record is from RefSeq and is a predicted model, not a curated record. The transcript has 2 exons.
AUGCAACAGGACGUCGCAAAUCCUCGAUCGCAAGAGCAAGUCUACAAGCCCGAUCCGGUAGCGUAUCUCCAGAUGGCAUACGAACAAACCCUGAAAGCGACAUCGGACCCCGACUGGCAAGGCACGACAACGGCAAGCGGAGCGCAGCUGCACUACAAGACUGUCGAUGGUGGCGGAGAAGUUCCUCAGGUCUACGUGACCAAUCUAGGCGAUUGUCAAAUUAUGAUUCUGCGACCCAAGCAAGACAAGGUUGUCUACAAGACCAAGGAGCAGUGGCACUGGUUCGAUUGCCCGCGUCAGCUCGGCACCAACAGCCCCGACACGCCGGAGAAGAAUGCGGUCGUGGACGUGGUGGAGCUCCAGGUUGGGGAUGUGGUUCUUGCCAUGUCAGACGGUGUUAUUGACAAUCUUUGGGAGCAUGAGAUUGUCAGCAGUGUUCAGAACAGCAUUCAACGUUGGGAAAACGGAGAAGGGGGGACAGAGAAGUUCGAAGGCGACCGGACAGGCGGCGCUAACGGAGGCAUGAAGCUCGCUGCCGAGGAGUUAGUGGCUGCCGCGAAGAAGAUCGCAACCGAUCCCUUUGCGGAGAGUCCAUUCAUGGAACAUGCUAUUGAGGAGGGCCUGGCGAGCGAGGGAGGCAAACUUGACGACAUCAGCGUUGUCGCCGCUCUCGUAAGGAAGCAGUACACAUGA